UUUAGAUAGUAUUUGUAUUAUAACAUCAUGGAUAUAAAGGAUCCAGCCUUGUUUCUUCAAGAAAUUCCUAUUCAUUCAAAGUUUUCGCAACGGCCUGCUCAAGAAAUUUCAGUUCCUGAAGGAGAAGGUCCAGUCGAUGCAUCCGAGAAUGUUACAUUUCCUGAAUCCGGUGGUGGUGUAACCUUACAAUUGCAAGAUUCAUCGAGAGUGAUUUGUUGGCGCACUCAAAAAAAUUCUCUGGAAAUUUUUGAAUAUUCUCUUGAUGUGGAUUUGUUUUCUUCACAUUUUAUCAUCACUUUCGAAGGAACUAAAAUAAUACCUGGAGUUGAUGUAUCGCUGUUCAAAAAUCGCUUAUACAUCACUUGUUGUACUCUUCAUGCAGUCCAUCGUAUGUCAAUUGAUACUUUGUCAACUGGGCGAUCUGGACCAAAGUCAGGGGUCAGUUACCCAUCUUUACUUUCAAAUUUAGCGACUUUCAAUUUUGAAAAUGAGUUUGAAAACUUCUAUUUUGGCGAAAAAAUUCAGGGACUUGUAACAGAAUGGUCAGUAAAAACGAUGCUUCCGGAUAAAGGUGACCCAUACACUGCUGUUGCGUUGAAAACCAAUCAAGGCAAUAUGGCGCUUGUUAACAUGACAAGUCGCUCUCCUCCAACUAUUGCAAAUAUCUACCAAGCGUCAAGGAUGUCACGAAUAUGGUCCGGUAUUAAUCCAUGGGGUGAAGCAGCCGGCACUGAAACUAUCUCUGAUAUUGCAAUACUCGUGAUUGAAAAUCACCCAUACGUCGUUGCAGCAUGUAAAGACCGUAAACUGCGACUUUGGUCUUUUGAAACCCAUGAUAUGCUUGUGAAUUAUGACCUAUCAGCACAUUUUCAAGAUGAUGGUGACAAAUCGAAAGCUGUGGAUCUCAAAGUAAAAGUUGUCAACGAAGUUGGAAUGAUAAGCUUAUAUAUUUGUAUGUCGGAUCAAGCAGGAUUCCUUCAAUUUCAAGUGAAAAUGGAUUCAAGCACUGGUACUUUGGAAACUAAUUUUUUGUCCGUUGUUUUUGCUUCCCUUUCACCACAAGGACUACCACACCGCCAUCUGGUUGAUUAUUUUUUAACAGAAACAAAUAAAAUAUUUACUUUGUGGCGUGAUACUGAAGAAGUAGAUUCUAUUUCAGUGUGUGCUGCUGAUGUAGGUGUAUGGCAUGAAGUCGCUUCACACCCAUCACCAGUUCUAGAAAUUCCACUUCUUCCAUAUCAGGAUGUCGGGGAGGCCUACAUGGAUUACAUAUUUAGCUCAGGUAAAUUCAGCCCUGUAGCAUUGACUCGAACGUUAUCCAUUCAUCAGAGAUCAAACGUAUCGAACAUGGCAUAUCUCCAACCACAAGAAUUGAAGGAAAGAGUUGCCGCACAUAUUCAAAAUGCGAUUCAAGAAAUAAUUCCGGAUGAAGAAAUGGAUGAGGAUGCUUUGCAAGUCUCAGUGUGGAACUCAUUUUAUCAAGAUCUUAUUCAAUAUCAGCAAGUUGUGUCACGUUCUUUGGGAUUGAUGAUCAAUCGCGGUUCUUCACAGAGUCUUGUAUCCGUCAUCAAGAAAGGUUAUCUUAUGAUAUUAGCCCCCGUUUCACCACUUGAAGCUGUUUGCCGUGGAUCUGAUCCGGAUAUUUUUCGAACAUUUUUACAGCCGGACGAUUGCACAGAUGCCAAUCUCAAUGACUUAGCUCAAUUAUUGGAAAGCCUUGGAAAAUUACAUAGUUAUUUAGGAGCGGAAUUAGUAGAGUCAAUACAGCAGAGCUUAUGUUUGGCUGGCAAUUCCCCACCUGAUGUCAUAGAAGAUAUGAUGCCAGAUAUUCAGGGUGCUGUAAGAGAAUCAUCAGGAAACGACACAUGGGAUAAUCUUAUCAUCAAAAUUAAUGAUGUUUCGUCUGCUGUCAAAAUGCUUACGCUCUGCUUAAGCCCUUCAGAAUUUGCAUUUGAUUUUGAUAUGCCAGAUUUACAAUCUUGGCCAGCAGGGUCACUGGGGGUUGAAUUUAUAUCGCGUUGUAUUAUGCGACAUGUUGAAAAUCGUUUCCAACUCUCCAUCCUGCUUUAUGUACUUUCCUCAUUGCUAGAAACUCUACAGAGGCAAGAUGGUCAUUUACAACAAGAAGGAGACACUCAAUUAGGAUUCCGAAUUGUUAGUUUUGUGCAAGCUUAUCAAGCUAUGUUCUGGUUAUCUACUGUUCAAACACAAAACAUAUCACAGGCAACUUUAGAAAGCACCAUGCAAACUUUAUCCGUGCAUGAUUCAACACUUAGCAUAGACCGAGAGGCAAAAUCCACACUUGCGCAAGGACACCAAACCGUACUUGAAUUCUUUAUUUCAUCUGAUGGCGGUAAGCUCUUACAAGCAUAUCUGCAGAACCAACAAGGUCAAGGUAUUCACGUCCUACAUUCAGGAUUGGUUACAAAUUUUGUCAACUUUGUCGUUUACCUUAUGUGGCCGCUUGGGCCUACACUCACCCUGCUAGAUUUUUUGCUCUCUCAUGGACACUACACUGUCCUUCAAAGAUACAUCCAGCGAGAACUUGGCGAUUGGUGCAACUGGAGCACAAAGUCUCAAAGAUACAUGCUAGCGCACUGUCAUCUUCAUAAUGGAAACUUUGAUAAAGCCGUUCAAUCCUUUAUCAUGGCAUCGUCAGGGAUUAGCAAUGAGGAUUAUCUUGCUAACAAACUGCUGAAAGAAGAUGAAGAAAACUUCCACCCAGCAGCUCAAGAAAUUAUCUAUUAUACCAAAGUUUUACCGAUAUUUGAGAGAUUGGAUUUACCUGAACAAGUGAUUACUUUGGCAGAACAUGCCAUUCAAGUUGCAAAAUCACAAGAGCAUGAUCCGAAUGUGUCCAUUUUGUGGUCGAGUAUAUUUCGACAGAGUAACCUACUACAGCGGCAUUGUAAUGCACUGAAAGCAAUAGUACUAAACCCAGAUCCUGAUCAUAGGAAAGAUUGCUUGAGAACUCUUGCUGUCUCACUUUGUGAACAUAAGAAAUACAAAACACUGGUCGAAUUCCAAUAUGGAGAAUUAGAAGGCGAUUUAGUCAGCAUUUUGGAGCAUCGUGCGAGAGGCACGGAUCUCGCGACAUCUCCUCAUAAUUACUAUGAUCUCUUAUACGCAUUUCACAUCGAGAGGAAGAAUUUCCGAAGAGCCUCUUCGGCUAUGUAUGAACAAGGGUACAGAAUUAGUUGCGAGUUCGCACCGUCUACAUCUGAAGAGAUAAUUGCCUGCUUGCAAAAACAAAUUGACUGUUAUGUUGCAUGUAUAAACUGCUUACAUUUAACAGCUGUCGACAAUCGUUGGAUUUUGCACCCAAUUGGAAAUCAUAUGAAGGCAACCUCACAGAAACCUGAAGGAUAUCGCUCACCGAAGCGACAAAAUGAUGGAGAAGUGGCGGAGCAACAAAAACGAAAGGUUAUAAUUCACGAAAUACCUGAUAUCCAAAAGGAAGUUCUUCUUGUUGAAAUGAAGUUGAAACUCCAAGAAGUUUCGAAAGAUUCAAUGCAAACUGCAAUGAGCCCACUAGUAUCAGAAUCUGAAAUUUCAGGAUUGCUAUGCCAUUCUGGACUUUAUGAUGACGCAAUAAAAGUUUGCAACAAAUUCAACUUAUCACUUGCAACUGUGUUUUCAUCUCUCGCUUCGAAAUGCGUCUACUUAUCUUAUGCUGAUGAUAGAGCAAUGGCAGAAGGUUGGGAAUGGCUACAGGAAAACGAAACUGUAAAAGUUCAUUGUAGAGGUGGAAAAAGCAGCACAGCAAAAUGGACCGCAGCAGAUGCAGCGUAUCGACUACUCCAAGUGUAUCUAGAAAGACAUGGAAAUGCAGAAGGUCGUGGUACGCAGUACUUUUACGCAGUAGCUAAAUCUCUAUUGGGAUUAAGUGCGAAGCUACCUGCUUGGUUUGUAAACACAUACAAAAGUCGAAAUUCCCCGGAGUUAUUGAGAUUACUUGUGUGCUUUGAUAGAUUGGAAGAAGCAGUAUCACUUGCAAUAGAACUCAUAACAAUGGCGAAAAUUCAAGUCGGAACAGACUUUGACGAAACUUCGUAUCUCAGGAGAGGAACUUGGGUUCCAUACACUAUAAUAGAGCAAUUGCUAUCUGUACUAGAAGAAUUAAGAGUGCAACCUGAAUUUGAUGAACUUUUCCAUCAUUUAAAUGAAACACUGGAUGAAUAUCUUCAUGUUGCUGAGACAACUUCAGAUGAUAUGGUGCAGGCUUCAUUGCAAAGAGCUGAAAUUGCAAUGCAAUCAUGAAUCCUAUUGAUGUAUUGAUUUGAAUUGUAAAUUCUUUGAAAUCAAUAAAACACUGCCUUUUUGCUACAUUUUUUUGAAUGUAAGUUCCUAUUUUCACAAUUUUGUGCCUUACAGUAAACUGACCAACUUGAAAUAAAUUUGCUACUGCUCAUGCCAUA
Molecule: messenger RNA, 4418 nt
Organism: Styela clava
Lineage: Eukaryota; Metazoa; Chordata; Ascidiacea; Stolidobranchia; Styelidae
Product: nuclear pore complex protein Nup160-like
Cellular component (GO): nuclear pore
Molecular function (GO): structural constituent of nuclear pore
Source: RefSeq, a predicted model, not a curated record